CUUUAUUUUGAAUUGUGUUUUUUGAUGAACCUGUGGCAGUUUGAAUUAUAAUUUCAAAUUGUGAAUGCACCGCUGGUGUGUGUGUGUCUGUCUGUCUGUAUCUGUGGGAAUUAAGUAUUAAUACAUUCCAUGCAAAAUUCUAAAUGUAUUUUGUUAGGGUAAAAAUAAAUACUUCAGCAAACUGCAACUGAAUGAAAGAAUACUCAGGUUAUGCUGAAAAUUCAAAAGUUAAUUCAGCACUAGUAUUAUCUACACAAAUCUGUGCUUGGAUAUAAAAGAAAAGGGGUAAAAUGUUUUUUGGUUUUUUUUUUUUUUAAAGACAUGCACACUUAAUUUUAGAUUACUGUUCAGUUUUAGCCACUUUGGAGCACCCUACCCUACAAACACACACCAAAGAGGAAAAUGACUGAUGCAUAUCACCACCUGUAUUUCACUGGCAUUGUGUUGUGGAUAGUACAGACCUCCACCUCCUCUGUCUUGCCAAACGCUACCGACCUGCAGCGUCCAGCCAGCGGUGCUGACUCAAACCUCGAAUUCAGAGACAUUCUCAGCCUCGGCGUUCCCCGCAACAGACGGAAACGUUACAUCUCCUCCCGAGACAUGGGCACGCUUUUGGACUACCACAACCGGGUGCGGUCACAGGUACUCCCCCCAGCGGCCAACAUGGAAUACAUGAUCUGGGAUGAAAGACUGGCAAAGUCUGCCGAAGCCUGGGCAGCACAGUGUGUGUGGGACCACGGCCCCCCUCAACUCAUGAGAUACAUGGGCCAGAAUCUGUCCAUUCAUUCUGGGAGAUAUCACUCAAUCAUCGAGCUCAUCAGGUCAUGGCAUGACGAAAAGCAAUAUUACUCCUUUCCCAAUAAGUGCAGUGGCUCUGUCUGUACCCAUUAUACACAGAUGGUGUGGGCCAACACCAAUAGAAUGGGGUGUGCGGUUAACACCUGCUCCAACAUGAAUGUGUGGGGAAGCAGUUGGCACCGUGCAGUGUUUCUGGUAUGCAACUACUCCAUUAAGGGUAACUGGGUCGGGGAAGCACCCUACAAGAUGGGAAGGCCCUGUUCUUCCUGCCCUCCAAGUUACGGAGGUUUCUGCAGCAACAAUUUAUGUUCUUCAGCUUUAAAAUCCAAUAAAGUUAACUGAUUUCAGGGUUUGUGUACUGUAACAUCUCACAUAUAAAGCCACAAGAUGGAAGAGGUGCUCAGUUUUCAUAUUAUGUGUUUUUAGUUUUUUUUAAAAAGAAAACAUAUUGAAACUAUUAUCAACUUUUCCUUCCUGUAUAAUAAGGGCGCUUGUUCUAUUAAGUUAUACAUAUUAAAUAUGGCAUUAUUUGACCCACUUUUAGUAUGAAAUACAAUGUAAUAUAGUGAAACUGUGUUAGAAAAAGUUUAGAAGCACAUUCCUUAGGUCAUUAAGACAGACCUCAUAAAGGUACAGUAUUUUGUAACAGGAACCCCUUUUAAGACAUCCAAGUGUACAGAGAAAUGCCACUUUAAGAAAUGUCACUGUUUCUGGAGUUAAAUUAAGGCUGAAGAUGGUUUUCCAGUCCAACAGCAAGCACUGCCUAAUAGACACAAUCAGAAGAUACUAAUGCAGGUAUGCUAACAAAUUAAAGAUUGUGUUGUUGAUCAAAAUACACCUGCUGAAACAUACAUUUAGGGAUUUAUAAAUUUGUUAUACAAAACAAUCAUCCCUAUUUAUAAUUUCGACUUAUUUUCCAUUACAUUCUAAUAACAGACUGUGUUUUUUUUCAGUGUUUUUAAAUUCUCAAUUUUACUUUUUAUAUAAGUUUUGAUAUUAAAAAAAUAAUCAGUGUGGUUUUAUUUCAUUAUUUAUUAGUAGUUUGAAAAACGUCUCUAUAACAUUGUUUUAUUACAUGUGAACUGUACUUACACUAUGUUAUAUCUUCUGCAGUUGUUACAUCUGGAUAACCAGAUGUUUUUAUGUUGCACUGUUAGGUUUGUAUUUUGUUUUGUUUUAAGAAUAAAGGAUUUUUUUCUUUUUUUCUA
Molecule: messenger RNA, 2006 nt
Organism: Polyodon spathula (Mississippi paddlefish)
Lineage: Eukaryota; Metazoa; Chordata; Actinopteri; Acipenseriformes; Polyodontidae
Product: peptidase inhibitor R3HDML-like
Exons: 5
Coding region: 403-1140 (245 amino acids)
Source: RefSeq, a predicted model, not a curated record